This is a messenger RNA of Alexandromys fortis (reed vole), 2467 nucleotides long. It is a transcript of the gene Anxa11, whose product is annotated as annexin A11. The record is from RefSeq and is a predicted model, not a curated record. Gene Ontology annotation, molecular function: calcium ion binding; calcium-dependent phospholipid binding. Lineage: Eukaryota; Metazoa; Chordata; Mammalia; Rodentia; Cricetidae. The transcript has 16 exons. The coding region runs from base 269 to 1783 and encodes 504 amino acids. Gene Ontology annotation, biological process: cytokinetic process; phagocytosis. Gene Ontology annotation, cellular component: cytoplasm.
CCCCGGUGCGCUUAAGGCGACCGCGCCCGUAGAGUUUUCCGCCCCGCGGGCUCCUCCAGUGGUUCGCAGUCGGUCGCGGGUCGGUAUCCGGAAAAGGAAAAGCGACAGUGGGAAGGAGCUCCAAGUAGAACUCAGCGCCCAGGUCCCCGGUGACAGGUGGAACAGUUGUCUGCUUGGUGUUGUCUUCCUGUUUUUACUCUGUCGUAGAAGGGAAAGAGUGUCUAAUUUCAAGUGCCUGCAGUUGGAUUGAUCUCACCCAGGUUUAACCAUGAGCUACCCAGGCUACCCCCCACCUGCAGGUGGUUACCCUCCAGCUGCUCCAGGUGGCGGUCCCUGGGGAGGGGCUGCCUAUCCUCCUCCUCCCAGCAUGCCCCCCAUCGGACUGGAUAACGUGGCCAACUAUGCAGGGCAGUUCAACCAGGACUACCUCUCAGGCAUGGCAAGCAACAUGUCUGGGACAUUUGGAGGCGCCAACAUGCCAAACCUGUAUCCUGGAGCUCCUGGGAGUGGCUAUCCUCCAGUCCCCCCUGGUGGCUUUGGGCAGCCCCCUCCUGCCCAGCAGCCUGUCCCUCCUUAUGGAAUGUACCCACCCCCAGGGGGAAACCCACCUUCUGGGAUGCCCUCAUAUCCAUCCUACCCAGGGGCCCCUGUGCCAGGCCAACCCAUGCCACCCCCGGGGCAGCAAACCCCAGGGGCCUAUCCUGGACAGCCUCCAAUGACCUAUCCUGGACAGUCACCGAUGCCACCCCCUGGGCAGCAGCCAGUGCCAAGUUAUCCAGGAUACUCAGGAUCCGGUACUGUUACCCCUGCUGUUCCUCCAGCCCAGUAUGGAAACCGAGGCACCAUCACAGAUGCUUCUGGAUUUGACCCCUUGCGAGAUGCUGAGGUCCUUCGGAAGGCCAUGAAGGGCUUUGGAACGGAUGAACAAGCCAUCAUCGAUUGCCUAGGGAGCCGUUCUAACAAGCAGCGGCAGCAGAUCCUCUUGUCCUUCAAGACAGCCUAUGGCAAGGAUUUGAUCAAAGACCUAAAAUCAGAGUUGUCAGGAAACUUUGAGAAGACUAUCCUGGCCCUGAUGAAGACCCCGGUCCUGUUUGAUGUCUGUGAGAUAAAGGAAGCCAUCAAGGGAGCUGGUACUGAUGAGGCCUGCCUGAUCGAAAUCCUCGCUUCCCGAAGUAAUGAACACAUCCAGGAACUAAACAGAGCCUACAAAACAGAAUUUAAAAAGACUCUGGAGGAGGCCAUUCGAAGUGACACAUCAGGACACUUCCAGAGGCUCCUCAUCUCUCUCUCUCAGGGAAACCGUGAUGAGAGCACAAACGUGGACAUGUCCCUUGUGCAGAGAGAUGUCCAGGAGCUGUAUGCGGCUGGGGAGAACCGCCUAGGAACAGAUGAGUCCAAGUUCAAUGCAAUUCUGUGCUCGAGGAGCCGGGCGCACCUGGUGGCAGUUUUCAACGAGUAUCAGAGGAUGACGGGCCGAGACAUUGAGAAGAGCAUCUGCCGGGAGAUGUCUGGGGACCUGGAGCAGGGCAUGCUGGCUGUGGUGAAAUGCCUGAAGAACACCCCUGCCUUCUUUGCUGAAAGACUCAACAAGGCUAUGCGGGGUGCAGGAACAAAAGACCGGACUCUGAUUCGCAUCAUGGUGUCUCGAAGCGAGAUUGACCUCCUGGAUAUCCGAGCAGAGUAUAAGCGGAUGUAUGGCAAGUCACUGUACCACGAUAUCACGGGAGACACUUCUGGGGACUAUAGGAAGAUUCUGCUGAAGAUCUGCGGUGGCAACGACUGAGCAGUGACAGUGGCUCUCCUCUGCCUCCUGCUGGCAUUGGCAGGGAAAGGCCCACAGAGUGUCCUUAAGUUUUUCAUAUUCUAUCCAGUAUCCCCAGACACACCAUUUCUCCCCUUUCCUUCUGGUCCCUCCUCAUCCACAUACUGUGCCGAAAGGGCCCAGCUGGGCCGGAGUUCUCAGGCAGCCAUCUCCCUGGCCCUCACAGCCUUUUGCUGUUCAGAAUAGAUGUUUUUGCUCUCCUGGCUCCUGCAGUCAUUCCUCAUCGCUGUGGCUUUGUUGUAGACAUGUGAUUUUGUAUUUUUAUUGCUAAGCUUUUUUUAAACCAUCUUUGCCAGGCAGAUGCAUACGAGUGAGUUUACUAUAUACAUGUUUCUGAGGAGUGGUCAGUGGGUGGACAUCCCCGUCCUUGCUGGAGAAAGGGAGGUCUUGUCAGGGUACUACUGUGUUUGAUAAGAAUGUGUCAUGAGUUUUGUUUUUGCCAAAUUCACUCCUUUUUUUUUUAUUUAGAAAAAGGCCAAGAAAUCAUUUGUUCCAUCUUCCAUGCAAAACUGUGCGAGAAUAAAGCCAGUCCCCUGCGAGUGACUGGGACCCUUGUAGUUUGUACUGUGCCUUAAACCUGAACAUCUGUAGCCAAAAGCUGUUUCCAAAUUAAAGUCAGCCAGCUCUGGAACAUUCUGGAAAUAA